Molecule: messenger RNA, 6765 nt
Organism: Linum trigynum
Lineage: Eukaryota; Viridiplantae; Streptophyta; Magnoliopsida; Malpighiales; Linaceae
Source: the annotation of a GenBank genome assembly
CAUAAAGACUACAAAUAAAAUUAUUGAUAAUUAUACCAAUUGAAUUAACCGACCAAAUUUGCUACUGAUUAAAUAAGUCGGAUCAAGUCGAAAUCAUCAUCCUCGUACGUCUCCCUCAAAGAGAAACCAUGUGACUAAAAUUUCAAUCAAUGACCUAAUUCCGGUCAUUGCAUUCCACGCAUAAUGUCAAAGCUCAAGACUUUUAAGUAAUCCGGACCAAUACACAAUCGCCAUGAUCAAUGCAUCAACAUCAAAUUUCUUGGCAACUUUGACUUCUGCUAGGACAUAACAUAAUCAUGAUUGAUCCACGCUUUAAGCAUCGCAAUAUAUAAUAUGGCAAGGAAAGCAGCUCUGAUCUCUGCAACAUCUGAGACAUUGUGCAGUUUCACAAACAAACUCCCAUGGCGACUCCAAUCAGCCUUGUAUUGAUCAAGUUCAUCUUGAUCCUCACACUCAACUUGCUCUUCACAAGCCAACCCCACGAGGUUUCCUGCAACAACGACACCGAUCGAAUCGCGUUGCUGCAAAUCAAGAACUGCACAACCAACGACCCAGAUGGAUUUUUCAGCUCCUGGAACGACUCCCUCCAUUUCUGCAGCUGGCCUGGCGUCCAAUGCAGCCGCCAUGGAAGCGACGAGAGGGUCACAUCCCUCGACCUGUCGGAGCUCGAUCUGGUCAGUACUCUGCCUCCACAGGUCGGCAACCUCAGCUUCCUCAGGUUCAUCAACAUCGAGAACAACACCUUCCAUGGCCGAAUCCCACCACAGCUAGGCAACCUGGUUCUGCUCCAGCACUUCAACGCCACGGGUAACUCGUUCACUGGUCCGAUUCCAGCCAACUUAAGCCGAUGCUCGAAGCUCCGGAUCCUGAUGCUCUCCUCCAACAAACUACAGGGCAAGAUCCCGGUACAACUUGGCUCGCUAUCGAAGCUCGAGAUCCUCAGGAUCGGGCAGAACAAUCUGACGGGACCUCUCCCAGCUUCCCUGGGAAAUCUGUCCCAGCUUGUCAACUUCGGUGCUGCGUACAACAACCUGAUCGGACGAAUUCCUGAGAGCUUCGGUCGACUCUCGAAGCUGAACAUAAUUGCAGCUGGCAUUAACCAACUCACUGGUGAAAUUCCACCGUCUCUGUACAAUCUCUCGACAAUCCACAUCAUGACAUUUACUUUCAACAACCUGGAAGGCAGGUUGCCUGAGAACAUAGGCUUCACCUUGAGAAACAUGGGCUACUUUGCGGUUUCGGAGAACGAUCUGGUCGGGUCGAUCCCCGAGUCGUUAUGCAAUGCCUCUCGCCUGGUGGACAUCAACAUGAACAUGAACCGUUUCGCGGGCAGGAUUCCGAACUGCCUUGGGAGUUCCGGAGGCCUUCUGGCGCUAGAGAUCGGUGGUAACAAUCUCGGUUACAAUUCGACGGGCGAUUUCGAUUUCCUGACUUCGUUGUCGAACUGCAGCCAGCUUGACAGCAUAGGGGUUUCCAUGAACAACCUCGGGGGCGAAAUUCCGAAAUCUGUUGGAAACCUCUCAUCGACUUGGCUCACUCGGUUGAGCUUCGCGCUCAACCGAAUCAGCGGUGUUUUACCUGAAGGGUUGCAGAACCUAGUCGGACUAACCGAUCUGGAGCUGCAGUCGAACAUUCUCCAAGGCCAACUCCCUUCUUCAUUUUUCAGCAAGCUGCAGAAUUUGCAGCUUCUGAGCUUACAAGGGAACGAGUUCUCGGGCCGAAUUCCUGACUCGAUAGGGAGUCUUAAACGACUGUUCGACCUCGACCUGUCGCAGAACAAACUCGAAGGACCCAUUCCAGCAAGCCUUGGGAACUGCCUGAGUCUAACUUCCAUCGACAUUUCACACAACAAACUCAGUGGAGAGAUACCUGCGGAGGUAAUGAACAUAUCUUCCUCAUUAGCCAAAUUGCUGAACUUGUCCCACAACUCGCUGAGUGGGAAGCUACCUAGUGAAACAGGGAAGCUGGCUCAUUUGAACACAAUGGACAUCUCUCACAACAACCUUUCCGGCGAAAUUCCCAGCGCGAUCGAGAACUGCGAGAGCAUGGAGCGUCUGUUCGUGCAACGGAACUCAUUCCGAGGCAGCAUUCCUUCAUCGUUGGCUUCCAUAAAAGGUCUCAGGGAACUGGAUCUUUCCUGCAACAGUUUGACAGGAGAAAUCCCACAACAGCUGCAGGAUGUAAAGGGUUUCCAGUACCUGAACCUCUCGUACAAUAAUCUCCGCGGCGAGGUUCCAAGUGGAGGGAUAUUUCGAAAUGCCACCGCCGUUUCCUUCAUUGGAAAUCCUCUGCUUUGCGCAACUAUGGACCUUCAUCUUCCAAAAUGCGCGACGACGAGGCCAGCUUCUUCUAGCCAUCAUUCGGUCACUCGCAGGGUUAGGCUGGCGAUCAUAGCGGCUUCUGCAUCUCUAUCCCUUCUUCUCCUCCUGUUGUCGUCGGCCUCUCUUUCGCUUUACAUGAACAACAACAGAAACAAGAAGCAGCAAUCACUCGUCGAGGAUCCAGCAAUAGACCGAUUUGCGAGGGUUUCUUACUACGACCUGCACAAAGCAACCAACGGGUUCUCUCCCGACAAUGUACUAGGCUCUGGCGGGUUCGGUACAGUCUACAGAGGGAAGCUCGAUCGGAUCGAAGCGCCUGUAGCGGUUAAGGUACUCAACCUGCUACGACACGACGACGAUCGAGCUCACAAGAGCCUAGCCGCGGAAUGCAACGCAUUGAGGAACAUUCGUCACCGAAACCUCGUAAAGGUCGUGUCUUUCUGCUCCAGCGUGGACCGCCGUGGCAACGAUUUCAAAGCUCUGGUGUUUGAGUACAUGGAGAAUGGCAGCCUGGAGGACUGGCUGCACCACCACGAGACCAGGAGACUGACUCUGGCUCAAAGGCUAGACAUUGCAGUAGAUGUGGGAUCGGCACUGCACUACCUCCACGACCACUGCGAGACCCCGAUCGUCCACUGCGAUUUGAAGCCGAGCAACGUCCUGCUCGAUGGUGACAUGGUCGGACGCGUGAGCGAUUUCGGCCAGGCGAGGCUCGUUUCGAGCGGCGACGACCCAUUUUCUCCAAGCAGCGCGAAGGGGACCAUUGGCUACGCCGCCCCAGAGUACGGGAUGGGUUCCCCGGCGUCGAAGCGAGGCGAUGUGUACAGUUUCGGGAUCCUUGUACUGGAGAUGUUCACGGGGAAGAGGCCGACAGAUGAAAUGUUUGGAGAUGGUGUGAAUCUGCGUGAUUAUGUUAAGGCUGGCAGGGAUGGCGAGAUUGGUUUGGUGGGUGAUCCGGCUCUUUUCCGCGCCAUGGAUGGGGAGGAAGAAGGGAGGAGAAGGGAGAGGAAGGGAAGGGUUUAUGGCAAGUUGAGGAUGGAGAAGAUGCAGAGCUGUCUAGUGUCUGUACUUGAAGUUGGGAUGGCCUGCUCAGCUGAAACUCCAGGUGAACGGAUGAACAUGGUGGAUGCGACUAGAAGAUUGAAAUCCGUUAGGGAUUUAUGGUUGUAAGCGGGAUGAACAUUGGAGGUGAAAUCAGGUGUGUGUGGCCUUUUUUGUUGUUGUUGUUGUUUGAUUUUCUGCAGCUGCAAAUCAUCGCGGUUAUUUGGCGAGAGGAUUGUAAAAUCGAACUGGAAGUUGUGUAAGUUAAGUUUGUGAUACAAUGAAUUUACUUAUCAAUUUUGAUUUCAGUUCUGAAUAGAUAUUUUUUGUUUUUGUUUUUGGUGGACCGUCAAUGCGAUCUAAGUUUUCGGCAUGUUAAGAUGAGAUAAUUUUACGGUAUGUUAUGUUCCGGUGAGUUGAUCGAACCAAACUCGGUAAUUCGUAUCUCUGUUUUCGAAAGCAUGGUUGUUACGCGACGGCGUGCAGAGCAUUGUUGAACCUGGUAUAAUUGGUGUCGGUCAUGAAGUCGAUUGGAAUAUCAUUGAUGUGACCGACAAUGAUCUAUGUGCGGCCUCUAAACAAAAUGACGUUUUUUAGGAAUUUAAUCAACAAAUAAGAUUAAUAUGUGAUUUAUUUCAUGAAUUUUAAAGUUAAAGGUUGAUGUUAGUUUUUGGACUCAAGUAUAUAGAGUAAUAUUAACAAAUAAAAUUAAUAUGUGAUUUAUUUCAUGAAUUUUAAAGUUAAAGGUUGAUGUUAUUUGUUUGGUAUAUAGAGUAAUAUUCUUGAUACUUUCCACUGCUAAUCUAUUUUAAUUAACCAAAAAAUUUCAAUAUAAGAUUAUGUCAUGAAUGAUUCGCAAAGUUAACCAAAUUUAUUUUAUCAUGUGUAGAUUUCUUCUAAGUGGACCCACCUCAGAUGAAAUCUAGGUUACGCCACUAUUUGUACCUCUGUCUCGAAAGCAUAGUUGUUAUGCGAUGGAAUGUAACUCAACUGGUUUGAACCUGAUAUAAUUGGUGUCAGUCAUGAAAUUUAUCGGAGAAUAUUAUUGAUAUAGUAAUCGACACGAUCUAUGUCCGAUCUCUAAACAAAAUGACGUCAUUUAGGAAUUUAAUUAACAAAUGAAAUUAAUAUGUGAUUUAUUUCAUGAAUUUGAAAGUUGAAUGUUGAUGUUAUCUAUUGGAUUCAAGUAUAAAUGUCAAUGUUUUGAUGUUAAUAUUAAAUGUUGUAUUUAAAUAUAAGUAUUUGUUAUUUUGUUUUGAAAUGUUGUAAGAACUUCGGCCUUAAAACAAAAAAAAUUAUUAAGAAAGGAGAUUCCGGCCUUCGGAGGACGAAGGAGGACGACACAGUCACCUCUGUCACAUCCUGCAAUUAGCAGCAGAAGAAGCGCCUUCGAUUUUCAUGCAAGUGUUAGCUAAUCAAGAAUCGUGUUGCUGAAUCACAGGUACGCCGAACGUCACCGUCAGAGCACGAUCGCGUAGUAUGAAUCUUUGUACCGUUUUCGGUUCCAGUUCCGCUGCUCGAAUUGAUUGCGCUCCGUGUACAAUUUUGGAGCAUAGUUUCUUUCUGCCAAUUGUUGCUAACCAUAGAAGAAAUCAUCUGGCCAUUUAGUAGGAUUCUUCUGCAUUUUUGUAGUUCCCUCUGUCUGAUACUCCGUUGUAGAUUCUGUUCGCCUUUAGGGUUUCAACAUUAGAAUUUGGGGGGAGUUUGUAGCUGCGGCGUGUUUCUAAUUUAUUCUAGUUUAUGCGAGUGCGGGGACGACGAGAUCUCCUUGUAACAUCCUAAUUCAUUGCUGAACAUAUUGCUCAUGGAAAACUCAGUCUGGGUUCAUGCUGGUGUGGCAAAUCAUGGCUGAAUCAGUUGUUAGAUGUCGAGAUUAGGCUUUUUUGAUGUUGGCUUGAAUAUUUCCAUUAUAUGACUUGUGGUGUCGAUGUUGAAGAUGUCGGCUUUCGAGAAUGUGGUUGGUGGGAAGCUGAAGCUGAAGGGUAAAGCUUUGGAUGUAAAGGCUGGUGGAACUAAGAAGAAGAAGAAGCAUAAGAAAGUGCGGGAUGAGGUUUCUCAAGUCAUUGAGAGCGAGCUCACUACAGGUUAGAAAUAUAUCUACUUGUUAAUCCGAGCAUGGAUUUCUUUUCCCGACUCUCUUUCUUCAGUGUGAUUUACGAUUUUGCUCCAGGAAUUCCCUAUAGCGGUUGUAUUGAUCAGGGAAUCGAGUGAUGGAUGUAUAGCCCUGUAAAUGGCGACUAUGCAGUUCCCAAGUGAUCUCUUAAAAUUUUUACUAUUUAGUGCAUGGGUUUUUUUUUAUGUAGAAGAAACAAUAGAUCUAUUAUGCUGCUGGAGGAACUUUGAUUUGAAUGCUAAAGCGAUUAGGCCAAAUUGGUAGGCAUCAAUACAUUGUUGGGCUGCUGAUAACGCCUCAUGUUUUACUGCUCUUGUCCUGAUGAGUAGAUUUACUUUCUUCCUUUCUCAUUUAUCUACUUGAUAAACUGUUAUUGAAUGUGGCUCUGGGAACUUUGGCAGAACUGUAUGUUGCAGUAUCUUUGUUACAGUCUUUCGUACAUUCAGAACACGCUUCCCAUGUCUUCAAAAUGCUUAAUUCAACUUCACUGUCACUGAACGUGGGUCCAAACCAAGUUUUGGGGUUUUACAGUUUCGUUUCAGCAAUUGAAUUCUUGAUGCUAAACAUUUUGAGAUCACUUGAUAGGUAAAGUUGUUGAAGAAUCUAGCGACGUCAAUGAAGAAGUCGCAGAAGAUGCCAGCAAAUUGAACAACGAAGACAAGUCAGAGUCUUACAAGGACCACCUAACUGCUGCUGAGAAACGAUAUAUAGAGCAGAGGGAGAGGCUCGACAGGCACAAGAUGGCGAAAGAAGCCAACAAAUCGCAUAGAGACAGGAUCCAAGGUUUCAACCAGUAUUUGGCUAAUAUGAGCGAGCACUACGACAUUCCUAAAGUAGGGCCUGGUUGAAAGGAACCGUACUUGUUCUGCAUCGAUCAAUGUCCACCGGUUUUUCGGGGCCAAUCUCCUGGUGCCGAUGUAAUCUGGUGGUUGUAUUCAACAACUGGUGUUCUGUUUCUUAUACUCUUCAGUUGCUGUAGAAAUGUAUCUUUACUGUGAUUUCUUUCGGCUAAACGGAAGGAUUCAUCAUACUGGCACACUCUUUCAUCUUCGAACCCACUUAUCUGGAAAUUAGUCGUGUCCUUUCUCCUAAUCAGUUGUCUUGUCCAGAUGCCUAAUGCCCAGCUUGACCAUAAUCAAUCUCUCGAGCAGAAGGAAAGACGGAACUAGGAGGAUUAGUCUGACUGGUAAAUUGACUGAUUAUCGUUUUGAGUUCUACGAAUGCUCGUAGUGGAUGUCACAGAUUUUGAAUAUGUUCACAUCUAAGCGUGAAUAACUUGUCCUGAAUCCG